CAUAAUUAGAAAGAUGGCCCACGUACAUCAAGAAAGAUGGUAGGAAAGUCCAUGAAGCGAGUUUCGCGGAGCUUUCUUCAUCUUCCAUCUUCUUUUCUUCUGAUCCCUUCUCUCUCACUUUCCCUCCUCUGAACCCAAAAUCUCUCUUUCUCGUUACCCAGAAAUCCUAAUCCAACUUCUCUGCCAUCAAACUCACAAACUGAUUAGCGUUUGUUGACAUUCGAUCCCCACAUUUCUCAGUACUUCUCUCCUAAUAUUACCCCACAAACCACGAUUUCUUUCCCAAACUACCCCCACCAUCCCUCUCUAUCUACCACCCAUGGCUCAAAGCUCCAAUGUGAUACCACCAAGCUUGAAGCGGAAGCGGGAUCCUGAACCCGAGGACCCAAACAGAGAAGUCCAAUCAAACUCAACCACAAGAACCACCUUGUCAUCUUCUCAAUCUGGUUGGGAUUACGACGUCUUCCUAAGUUUUAGAGGUAAAGACAAUCGCAAGAACUUCACUGAUCACCUCUUCUCCGCCUUGAUGGGAGUCGGAAUUCGUAUCUUCAGAGAUGAUGAGGAGCUUCGAAGAGGGGAGAACAUCUCUACCGAACUACUCAAUGCGAUUCGUAGAUCAAGGAUUUCCAUUGUGGUAUUUUCCAAAGGCUAUGCUUCUUCAAGGUGGUGUCUUGAUGAGCUUGUGGAGAUUGUACACUGUAAGAAUACCAUAGGCCACACUCUUCUUCCCAUAUUUUAUCAUGUGGACUCAUCAGAUGUCCGACACCAGACCAGAACUUUUGCAGAAGCCUUUGCUAGGCAUGAAUUGCGAUUUCAGACCGAUAUAGAGAGGGUGCAGAGUUGGAGAGCUGCUCUUACUGAAGCUGCGAAUUGUUCCGGUUGGGAUCUCAAAAGCGUUGCAAAUGGGUAUGAAUCAAGAUUCAUCAAAGAGAUAGUUGAAGAAGUUUUGGGUAAAGUGAACCCCGCUCGCUUGGAUGUUGCUAAAUACCCAAUAGGAAUAAAGGCUCGUGUUGAUGAUAUUAAAGGUUUAUUAAAUCUUGAAACAAGUGAUGUUCGUGUUGUGGGCAUUUACGGAAUGGGUGGUAGUGGUAAAACAACCAUAGUAAAAGCUGUCUACAAUGAAAUAUGCGGGGCAUUUGAAGGAAAGAGCUUUCUUUCAAACCUUAAAGAAAGUUCAGAAAAGCAUGGCUUAGUUCAUUUACAAAACCAACUUCUUUAUGAUAUCUUGAAAACAAAUUUGAAGAUUGACAAUGUUGAUAUGGGAAUCAUAAUGAUUGAGGAAAGGCUUCAUCACAAAAGAGUUCUUGUUAUUCUUGAUGAUGCGGAUGACUUUGAAAACCUACACAUGUUAUUCGAAAAGAAAUGGUUUGGUCUAGGAAGUAGAAUCAUUGUAACAACUAGAAAUGAACAUCUGCUAAGGCAAUUGGGGGUAGAUGAAAAAUAUAAACUAGAAAAACUGAAUCCUUGGGAGUCUCUUCGAUUGUUCAGCUGGCAUGCCUUUAACAUGGCCAAACCGAAAGAAGAUUACUCAAAGCUUUCAAUUGAAGCAGUGGAUUAUGCUGGAGGACUUCCUUUAGCUCUAGUGGUUUUGGGUUCUUUUCUUAAAGAAAGAAGCAUUGUUGAAUGGAAAAGUGAAUUGGAAAAAUUACGAACAACUCCUAAUGAAAAGAUUCAAAAAAUACUUGGAAUAAGUUUUGAUUCACUGGAUAGCUAUACAAAGGAAAUAUUUCUUGAUAUUGCAUGUUUCUUUGUCGGUAUGGACAAAGAAUAUACUAUCAAAAUACUCGAUGGUUGUAAUUUCUUUCCAGAGAGUGGUAUCCCUAUUCUCAUUCAAAGGUCACUUGUGACAAUUGAUUGCCAAAAUAAGUUGAAGAUGCAUAAUCUGAUUCGAGACAUGGGAAGGGAAAUUGUUUGUCAAGAAUCACCAAAAUAUCCAGAAAAACGCAGCAGGUUGUGGUUUCACGGGGAUGUCUUAAAUGUACUACGCAAGCAUACGGGUUCGGAGACGGUGGAAGGCCUCAUCUUAAAUCUUCCUAUAGUUGGAGAUGUAGAUUUGAAAACUGAAGCAUUUAAAAAUAUGACACGCUUGAGAUUACUCCAGAUCAAUGAUGUACAUCUUACUGGAUCCUAUGAACAUCUCUCCAAAGAGCUUAGAUGGCUUUGUUGGCAUAAAUGCCCUAUAGAAUUUCCACCACAUGAUUUUCAUCUAGAGAACCUUGUUAUGCUUGACAUGCAACAUAGUAAAGUCGAACGAGUUUGGGAGACGAACAAAAUAUUCAAAAAGUUGAAGGUUCUUAAUCUUAGCAAUUCCAAAUAUCUCACAAAAUCACCAGAUUUCUCACAAGUCCCACAACUGGAGAUACUAAUACUUGAAGGUUGCACAAGCUUGGUUCAAGUUCAUAAGUCCAUUGGACAUCUCAAAAGACUUGAUUUAUUGAAUUUAAAGAAUUGCACAAAGCUGAAGUACCUUCCAAGAAGUAUUUUUAAGUUAGAAUCUCUUAAAACUCUAGACUUGUCUGGUUGCUCGGCAUUUGAAAAAUUACCGGAGCAACUACAAUCCUCCCUUGGUCUUUCCAUGAUCAAUCUCAAAAUUGCAUCAUUUUUUGGAUGUAGUAGUCUCAUCGAAUUACCAAACUUCUCACAUACCCCACAUUUGGAGCGUCUGGAACUUGAAGGCUGCACAAGCUUGGUUGAGGUUCAUGAGUCCAUUGGACAUCUCAAAAGACUUGCUUUUUUGGAUUUAGAAAGUUGUGAGAAGCUUAGGAAUCUUCCAAAUAGUAUUUCAAACUUAGAAUCUCUUGAAAGUCUCUACUUGACGAACUGCAUUAAUCUUGAAAACUUACCGGAGCAAUUAGGGAAUAUGACUGCUUUAAUAGCUUUGGACGUGAGCUUCACUGCUAUUAAGCAAAUACCAUCCUCCUUUAGGCUUUUGAGGAAUCUCGAAUAUGUAUGUUUUUCUGGAUGUCAAUGUCUAAUCGAAUCACCAGAGUUCUCACAAAGCUUAUGUAUAGAGGAGUUGGAAUUUGACAAUUGUACAAGCUUAGUUAAGAUUCACGAGUCCAUUGGACAUCUAGAAAAACUUAUCAGACUUGAUUUCAGUGGGUGCAAGAAACUCAAAAUAUUGGAUUUAUCACGAAACAAUUUCCGUAACCUACCUAGUUGCAUUAGCCGCCUUCCUAAAUUAGAGGCUUUGAAUUUGAAUAAGUGUACUACUCUUCAAUCAAUUUCAAUUCCAAGUGUAAUAUGUUUGGAAGCAAAGGGCUGCACAUCAUUGGAAAGAGUCUCAGUUCUAACGAAUGAAGGAUCUUCUGCCCUUGAUUAUCUCCACGACUGUAGUGAAAUGAAGGCGGGGCGCUUCGCAUAUAUUGAACUUGGUAACUGCCACAAACUGGUUGAGAUUAAUUUGGAGAGUUUGCUACGUAUACCAGGUUCUCUUAUAAUGGGAAGCUGCAACAAUCUAUCAUCUGAUUUAAGGGAGAGUGCUUUCCUGUAUCUUCUCAAGACGAUGUUCGAGAUAGAUUCUUUCGUUUUCCUCCCCGGAAGUGAGAUUCCAAAUUGGAUUAGCCAUCAGACAAUCGGUUCUUCAAUAUCCUUUCGUGCCCCUCGGUCAUUGAAUGGUGAAAUCGGCAAGUUGCUUUUCUGCAUUGUUUUGGCAGUAAACAAGGAAGCACCCAGAGACAUAUUAGCUCAAGGGCGUAAGUUGUCUGGGAGUUGGGUGAUUCGUAAUAAAAGUUCGAGAGACCAGUCCAACAACUGGGCUCAGGUGUCAUUUGUUUCUCUUAAACCAGAUUUUUAUAACUUUGAAGAUCAUAUACUUGCACUAAAGGCAUCUAACCGAUUUCACCGUGACUUUGCGCGGAUAAAAAAAAGACUUCAGAUAAAAAGUGGAGAUGAAAUAGAGUUCGCCGUCAGUCUACAUGUGUUUGGCAAAGUACCUGUUGGCUUAUCAGUCAGUGAAAUUGAUUCGCCAAUUAUGGAAGUGAAGAGGUGUGGAAUCCAUCUGUACCGGAAUCUGAGAAAUUCUAGAUAAUUGUACACAGUUCCACCCCAAAUAUAUGACAGAGUUGCCGCGGAUAAAAAAGCAAAUUGGUAAAAUGCAUGAGAAACCGUUUCCUGCUAUCACUGAACUUCCCUCACUCACAGUCACAGAAGCCUAAUCCGAGUCUCCAGCAUCAAACCCAGAAACAGAGCGCUGAACCCAUUUUCCAUUGGCUUCUCUGGCGUGGUUGAGCACCAAAGCCACCGAUCAGUACUCGGGCCUAGGGCCCACGAUGCCAGAGGUGAAGCCGACGGUGGUGGUGGUGGGCUCCGGGUGGGCCUCUUGCAGGUUCAUGAAGGGCCUCGACACCAAGCUCUACGACCUGGUGUGGCGUCUCCUCGGAACCACAUGGUGUUCACGCCCCUCCUGGCCUCCACCUGCGUGGGCCACGUGUAAGCGCUAUAAUAAGUUAUAGAAUUCCUUUGAUGAUCGCCUCAAGCACUAUAUAUGCUACUAAACAGUUGACAAAAGUAAGAGGUGCAUGAUUAAUAGGAAGAACUUGUUUGUCUAUGUCUUAAAAAUGUUGCUGUGGAUCGAUUAUGUAUUGCAUAUUCUCAAAUUGAAAGUUUUAGUCUGAUCUUUGUUGUGGAAGAUAAAUUAAGUUGUUGUUUGUAAAAGGUAAAAUCCAGAAGGAACCAUUUUUCUCUCAAAGGAAAUUGGGCCUUCUCCUAAGGAUAUGUGAGGCACCUCUCACUAGCAACAUUUGGGAUGUUGAACAACGGACAUUGCAAUUAUUAACCCCCAACCACCGCCUCCCCCAAAUUUUAGUUAUGGAUCUAUAUAUUCAUUUUUCAUUUAAUAGUUUCUCUCUGUCAGGAUUUGUGGGAUUGUCAAUUAAGGAUGUUAAAAGCUCAGAAGUUAAUUCUUAAUGAUGGCACUAAGGUUCCAUAUGGGCUGUUAGUGUGGUCUAUGGGUGUUGGCCCCUCUCCUCUUGUUAACUUUUUGGAACUUCCAAAAUCUCCAGGUGGAAGUUUUCAAGGUUGCAGAGCAGCAAGAAAAAUAUAUAUCUUAUCUAUUAAAUAGGAUUGGUAAAGCUGGUGGAGGUCAUGCCAAUGCUGCAAAUGGCAUGGAACUGGGAGAUCGAUCCAUUUGUUUACAAGCAUCUAGGAAGCGUGACAAGCAUUGGCAGAUACAAGGCUCUAGUAGAUAUCUUUGGCAGAGGAAGAUUUGUCAGUUGGUUUAUUUGGCGCUCAGCAUAUCUGGAGGAACAGAUUUGUGUGGCAAUCAACCUUCGUGUUUGGUCGUGAUAUUAGCAGAAUCUAGAUUGUGGAAUUAAAGGUCAGCACUCAUGGCACGUUUCCACAUACACAUCUUCAUGGUGUGAGUCCAUUUGAAUUCGAAGAUGAUACAUAUAAAAUCAUGGACGUUAUCCACUGAUAUGGGCAUGUGAAAGACUAUAUCCACUUUACUUUUGAUUGAGGUGCUUAGGAAAGAUAGAGUUUGCCUCCCCAAGGAAAUCCUUCUGCAUCUAUAUUGUUUGUUAGGAGUGCUUGUGGGAACCUUUUUAGUCUGCACACUUGAUCUACUACUACCACCAUCACCACUCCCCCUGGCCCCCCAACUGCCUCAGCCGAGAACAAGAAAGGUAACUCUUCUGUUGCUCCUAUUUUGAUAAUAUUACUCCAAAGGGAAAAUUUAUUGGAUUUAGGCGGAGACUGACCAUCCUUAGACCAAACUUAAACCAGCUGCAAUCAAUCUUGUAGGGCCUGUUGAUUAGAUAUUCUUGAUAUCUAUUGAGGAUUUGAACCAUUCAGUGAACCGUCCUUGGACGAUUUCUUCAUAUCAAGAAGUUAUGAUGCAACAACACACUUUGAGAACUAUCACGGAUCAUGGAUGUACUCAACAUGUAAAUAUACCAUCAUAACUGGAAAGGUUCGUUACCUCAGUGUGGAUUUAAGUGCUGUCAAUUCUGCAGAAGAAUGAGGAGUGAGGAAACCCACUUUUGGUGCUUGAGCCGAUAAUUAUGCGGUUGUUCCAAGUUCCUAGAGUCGUAUUUGAAUAAUGACAAUUUGAUUCCCGUGCUACAUCAUAUUGAUGCCUAUCUUUUUCUUAUCUAUUUUAAAUUAAUAAAUAAAAUUAUGUCGAAUGAUGAUAAGAUGUGAAAUUACAUUUCUAAUAAACAAGAGUCCUAUUUCAUUGUA
Messenger RNA from Alnus glutinosa, 6180 nucleotides. Its product is annotated as disease resistance protein RUN1-like. Gene Ontology annotation, molecular function: protein binding; ADP binding. The coding region runs from base 320 to 4030 and encodes 1236 amino acids. The transcript has 14 exons. Gene Ontology annotation, biological process: signal transduction; defense response. The record is from RefSeq and is a predicted model, not a curated record. NCBI's taxonomy places the organism in Eukaryota, Viridiplantae, Streptophyta, Magnoliopsida, Fagales, Betulaceae.